Ilyonectria robusta is the source of this 2097-nucleotide messenger RNA. RefSeq lists its product as uncharacterized. The record is from RefSeq and is a predicted model, not a curated record. The transcript has 3 exons. Gene Ontology annotation, molecular function: zinc ion binding; DNA-binding transcription factor activity, RNA polymerase II-specific; DNA binding. Lineage: Eukaryota; Fungi; Ascomycota; Sordariomycetes; Hypocreales; Nectriaceae. Gene Ontology annotation, biological process: regulation of DNA-templated transcription; DNA-templated transcription. Bases 112 to 1890 code for a protein of 592 amino acids.
CAAUUCCGACGCUAUUCAUCAACUGAGGCAGCGGAAUGGUGCUACCUCAACAGAUGGAAGUAGCACGUGAACCUCCGCUCGCGAACCUCAUCUCACCACCUCGAAACCAUCAUGGAGACUCACCAGAACCCGCCUCAGCAAGCGUGCGACAGCUGCCGCUUCCGGAAGACGAAGUGCGACCGUGGGAUACCCUGUGCUGCUUGCACCGCAGCGUCGAUUCGAUGCCAAUACGCCCAGACUCUUCGUCGAAGAGGACCCAGGGGAGGUAAAGGCCGACGCUUGGCCCAGCUCAGACAGGGCAACACUGAGCUGGACAAGGAUUCUUUCGACGUUUCUACGCCGACUACCUUUUCGCGAUUCAAUGAUGGCGGCCGCUCUGACAGCAAUAAGGCCAAAAACGGCAGCGGUAACAGCGACGAAGUCCAACCAACGCCCCCUGCAGAGGAACGUUCGACAUCUUGCCCAUCAUGGAGCAAAUCCCCCGAGCGUAUCAGUCCUCAUCCCAAAGCAUAUCUCUCCCUUCCUUCCUUCAACGACCCUACGAUGGAUUUGUUGGGCAACACCCCACAGCUGUAUUCCACGUUGGCUGCCUAUGUUCAGGCAUUUGUGAAAUACGUGUUCCCGAUAAUGCCCGUUGUGAAUACCGACGAGAUCCUGGUCGAUGUGUUCCGGUUGGAUGAACUACCGCCCUCACGAUAUGCUCUCAUCAUGUCGCUAUGUGCUACAACUCGGCACCUGGAUCUAGAACGCUUGGCGGACAAUGACGACGACCCGAGAGUAAACAUCCCACCAGAUCCAAAACUAACCACUGAGAUGCUACUCGCUUCAGCCGAGAACGCAUGCCGCCAGUUCCACAUUGUCGAGGAUAUUAGUCUGGACACUGUUGUAACCUCAUACUUCUUAUUCACCAUAUACGCAAGUCUAGAAAAGUUUCAGCAUGCCUGGUUCUACCUAAACCAGAGCAUAACACUCGCCAUCUCGCUUAAUCUGGAUUACGAUGCCAGCUAUAUCAAUCUCUCUGAUAGCGACCGCGAGUUAGGCCGUCGUGUCUUUUGGAUCCUGUUUGUGACGGAGAGGACCUUUGCCCUCCAGCAUCGGCGGCCUGUCAGGCUCCGUAAUUGCAUUGCGAAGCCCGACGUUGUCAACUCAGCCUGCCCAGUAGUCAUGAACGAUCUGUACAACCACAUUGGCAUUUUCGAGGCCCUGCCUCCCUCGCUUUACGAAUGGCACCCUCAGAGUGACGCGGAGCAACCUCGCGGCGUUGCCUUGGCCCACGAAAUCGAUACGAAGCUCUGUGUAGUCCAAGCUACAGACUCCAUGAUAGAGAGUCAGCGGUUCGAUACCCUUAUCACGCAGCAAUGGCUUCGCGUGGCUUUGUGGCGCUUGGUCUUCGGCGAGAACCCUUCGCCAUCACAUAGUUCCGGAGCAUUGCUACCAUUUUCAACACCUGUCGAUGUGGGCAGAACCAUUAUGGAAACUCUGCAUUCGGUCAGACAGAGCUCCAUAGACUGCCACGGGAUUGCAAUAGAGCAAAAGCUUUGUGACAUUGGAAUCAGCCUGGCCGACAGUGCCCUGGCGCUUAGCUCGGGCUUCUCGUCGUUUGAAAUAGGACCUCGAGAUCUGCUCUGUGCUGUGGUGGAAUCCUUGUUCAAGACACGUGGGGGCCAAUCCCAGCAGCUCCCCAAGCUACUAAAGCAUUCCGAGCUUGUGCUAGGGUACGACGAUCCAGCCGCUCAUAUAGAUUUGGGUUGGCCGGUGUACAAUGACCCAACCGAAUCAGAUCAACAGCCAACGAUGGACAGCCCGUCGAGGCUGAUUGAGGACUUGACAAACGAUACCAGCUGGCUCCUGACCGAUGAUUUAGGAUUUGGAGAUCUAGAUUCAUUCUAGAUCAACGGCGUGUGAAGGAGACUCGAUGUCAACGUGGGGUAGGUCCGCUCCUGUUGCUAGGUAUGACCGCAUGUUAUCUGUCCAGUGGGUCAAAUUGCUAUGCAGGCUAGUGGCACAGAUCGACAGACCUAGAAGCGUACUGGCAUGACGGAUCCUUGCAUUUAUCGCAUUUCGGGAAUUAUUCGCUAUUAACAGCAUUUCCGACAG